GUCUUGUUUACAUGACCAGCAUAUCCUGUUCCGGCCGAUGCUAAUCCAGCUUUCUAUAAUUACGUUGUUGUGAGAGUGCUACAUUAAGUUGUCGACAAGUUUAUCAGAGGAGCCCCGUCACGGAGAGUGUAUCCGUGUAAAUGGCGUCCACAAAUGAUCCAUUCCAAUUUCAAGAAUUUGAAGAAGCUGGCAAUCUGUUAGAAGCCAACAGAGACGCAAUCACAAUUAGCAUUGAAGAUGAGGAUACCAAACCUGAGAGGCAGAGCAAAGCUGCUGGGUACACUCCUGGCGGUGAUGACGAGGACCCACUUGCCAGUGAUGACAAGGAAGAGCUUCUCUCUGGGCAGAAGAAAAAUGUCCCUUUCUGGACGUUUGAGUACUACCAAAGAUUUUUUGACAUCGAAACCCAUCACGUAAGGGAAAGAAUCAUUGGAUCAAUGCUGCCAUGGCCUGGAAAGAACUUCAUCCAUGUCUACCUACGUAGAAAUCCUGAUCUUUAUGGACCAUUCUGGAUCUGUACCACCCUUGUGUUUGCAAUCGCCAUCAGUGGAAACAUUUCCAACUUCCUGGUGCACUUAGGCAAACCAAACUAUAAGUACACCCCAGAGUUUCAAAAAGUGACCAUAGCAGCAACAGCGAUCUUCAGCUAUGCUUGGUUUGUGCCGCUCGCCCUGUGGGGGUUCCUGCUGUGGAGAAACAACAAGAUCAUGAACUUAGUGUCAUACUCCUUUAUGGAGAUCGUCUGCGUGUAUGGAUAUUCCCUCGCGAUCUACAUACCGGCAGUGGUCCUAUGGAUUCUCCCAUAUGAAUGGCUGAGGUGGUGCUCUAUCGUCAUGGCUCUCUGCCUCUCCGGCUCAGUUCUAGUGAUGACUUUCUGGCCUGCAGUCAGGGAUGACCACCCUAAAGUUAUGAUAGGAAUCAUGUCAGCUAUUGUUGUGCUCAACGCCCUGCUCGCUGUUGGCUGUAAGGCCUAUUUCUUUAGCAAACCAGAGCCGGCGCUACCAGCUGAAACGCCUGCUGCAACAGUGGUGGUGAAGGCCACGUCUUCGUCAUGAAAGCCUUUCAUUGUCUAAAGGUUCUCCUGUUGCCUUAUUCGAGAGAAUCAGGUUGCUGUGGUGUUGAAGUCACUGGUCGUCUGGAUUUCACCUGCACUCCGACAUUCUGGCUCGUGACCUUAAAACCCAGUGUGCAUACUCGGUUUAGCCGCGUGACCUCUGAAAAUGAACACUGGUGACGUGUAUGUCAUUUCUAAUGGGAUGGGUUCUAAACUUCCUUAAGGAUAAAUGGGGUAUGUUGUUACACAACACAGAAGAUCUCUUGUAGUACAAUAGUUUUAUGCUUUAUAAUUUUCAUGUUCAUAUAUUUAGAGCAGUCUGUGCGGUAAUGGUGGUGACAUCUAAGGCUUUUUGUAUAUGCAUUUUUUUAUAUUCAGUUCAUGGGUACUGGCUAGUCUACUUUGUGUAAAGAAUAUUUGGUAUGAGCAGAACAACAAUUACAGGUGUUGGUGAGAUAUUGAAGGCUUGUACAGAGUUAACUGCAUUAACUGAUAUAACCACAAGUGCCCUCAACUAAUGCCAAAGACCCAUUAUAUAUGUCCAAGGCAAGUUGUGUAACUAUUUUUUGAUUCAUUUGUUUUUAUUGUGACAAAAUGCAUUUGAUAAAAUGUAAGAAAUUUAAUAUAUCCAUUCUCAAUGAAUGUUUCAUGGGAAAAAAUAAAAUAAGACCUGGUGGUCUUUGUGGGACCCACCUUUAUUAAUGAAACUAUCAUUAAUAAAGGUAUUAUGACACUGA
This is a messenger RNA of Epinephelus fuscoguttatus (brown-marbled grouper), 1791 nucleotides long. RefSeq names its product Yip1 domain family, member 1 (gene yipf1). Gene Ontology annotation, cellular component: membrane; Golgi apparatus. Gene Ontology annotation, molecular function: small GTPase binding. The record is from RefSeq and is a predicted model, not a curated record. Bases 141 to 1055 code for a protein of 304 amino acids. Gene Ontology annotation, biological process: vesicle-mediated transport. NCBI's taxonomy places the organism in Eukaryota, Metazoa, Chordata, Actinopteri, Perciformes, Serranidae. The transcript is spliced from 10 exons.